GUUACGUCGUGGUCUUUAUCUCAUCUCCUUUUUCAGAGGAAAACAAAGCCAGUUAACAUUGGAUGUCGGUAGAUUAGCAUUAGAAAAUUGUGUCGUUACCCGAAUUGUAACCGCACACCAGACCAACACAGCAGCAUUUAACGGCAGUGGCAAACUUGAAGGUCCAACAGCUCUCCUAAUGAUACAUCAGCAUUAAGGGUAUUUCCAUACUUCCUAAGGAUGGCUAGUUGUGGGGAGGUAGACCACUCUGUUAGCUCGCUUCCAUCCAGUAAGAAAGGCAGCAGCAGUGGUGGAGGAAGUGGGAACAGUGCUGAAUCGUCAUGCGCCGGCUCCAGCAACUCAUCUCCAGCACUUUCGGUACCGGAGUGUGCCAUCUGUCUGCAGAGCUGCGUCCACCCAGUCCAGCUACCAUGCCAUCACGUCUUCUGUUUCCUGUGUGUGAAGGGAGCAUCCUGGCAGAGCAAACGCUGUGCCCUCUGCAGACAGGAGGUACCCGAUGACUUCCUGGAAAGGCCAACACUUCUGUCUCCGGAGGAGCUGAAGGCAUCAGCAGGAGGCCGGGCCGGGGCAGCAAGUGAUCACGCCUGGUAUUAUGAAGGCCGUAAUGGUUGGUGGCAGUAUGACGAGCGAACCAGCCGCGAGCUGGAGGACGCUUUCUCUAAGGGCAAGAAAACAGCUGAAAUGCUGAUUGCUGGUUUUUUGUACGUAGCCGACUUGGAGAACAUGGUGCAGUACAGACGCAAUGAGCAUGGUCGUAGACGCAAGAUAAAGAGGGACGUUUUGGAUAUCCCCAAGAAGGGAGUGGCGGGCCUGCGUUUGGACACUGAGGCUGUCGCUGGGGCUAUAGGGGCAGCUGGUCGUGAACACUCUGCGGAUGGGGCUGAUACCACAUUGGCUGGUACACAGCAGCAGGUCACAGGUAUCCCCUCCACUGUUACAGCCAGACCCCCCACCUCCCUCGGUGGUCAGCCCGGCAGCAGCAACAGCCCCACCCUGGAGGAUGCUCUCUCCCAGCUGCAAGUCAGCCCCAGGCCCACACCCUCCAAUGAGCGGUCUGAGACAGGGGAAGGAGAGGAAGAAGACGAGGAAGAGGAGGCCUCGCCCUCCAGGUCCUCUGACCCUCUCACAUCCGUGGACGAGUCUGGCUCUGGAGACUGGAGCGACGAUGAGGAUGAAGAGGAGGAUGAGGAAGAGGGUGGGGGAGAUGGAGAGCGGGUGGAGCCCUGGGAGGAUCGGCCACGGAGGCAAAGACUGAAUCCAGAGAACAGAGCCCCUCCAGGCGCUGAGUCCGCCUCUCCCCCUUCUUCAUCCAGUAGCAGUGGGAGGUCCAGAAUGCCUGACGGCCAGUGUACAGUGACUGAAGUGUGAAGUCCGCCAUGAUACCAUCACCACCAAAUGGCCAUGUUCCAUUUCAUUAAUUUAUUCCUCGCUGUAUGCUGUCACGGAUCAGAUGUGGAUAGAUUGCUCAGUAAAAGAGAGAUUAGGCCUAACAUACUCCCAUGUUUUUAGGUAAACAACCACAUUUUAACAAUCGAAUUUGGUGCCUCUAUUUGGCUCACAAGGCUGUGUGUGUCUGUAUGAUUUGGCAGUCAAUAAAAACCCAGCCAGUAUAAAUAAUGUUGGGUUUAACGUUUUAGUACAGAAACAAGAGGUACAGCUUGGUAAUGAGUCAGAUGCACACAGCAUGUUGAUAAGAGCCAUGACCUCUCAUAACUGUCUUUAUCCAGCACAUGAUGUGAGGUAACACACCAACUGUGGGUCACUUUUGGCCAUUUGGUUGCAGGCAGAUACAGUGUUCAUUUUAAAAUCCAGAAAAGUGGAGGCUAAAACUUAAACCUGACUUGCCUAUCCUAGAUAUUGUGUUGAAAUGGAUUAUCCCAAUACCCAGAAGGUUGCUGGGAAUUCUUAGCCAGAUCUGUGACAUUCGAGGGUGAACGCAUAAUGGGGUAGUUACUCUGGAAAUGGAACUGUGUCUUUAUCAUUAUCAUGAACAGUCGCAUUCUAAUCAACUUCACUUUAACUCUCUCAGCUAACAUAGCACGCCGAUGGGCUUCUUAGAGCUCAAGUCAUCUGACCACUCAUGCAAAUUAUUAAAUCCUUGAUUACUUGUUCCCUACACAACUCCCUUACUUCAAAUUUAACUGAUCAUCAAUGCCUUUCCUUAACAAUUCUGAAAUUUAAACUAACUUUUGAAAGUAUGUCAUUGUGGAAGAAAAUCUUGAGGUUGCUUUUCCAGAUAAAAAAAAAAGGAAAGGAAGAAGUACUUUACUGUUACGCAUUUUGGGUAUAUAAAUGUCACACUAAAUGUGCUAAUUCAGGAGCCCACAGGAUUAUCGGACUACCUGCUGAUGGUUUUGCUUUGAUUUGCAUAAUAGAAGUACAUAUCCAAUUUGUUUAAAUAAUUGGCAUUUUAAUGUGAAGUAUCAGUGUUCUCCUUUUAAAGCUGUUGAGGCCUCUGCAGCCUCAUUCAUAGUCUUAUUGUCCCGACUAAAGUAUUCUCAAUUGGUGUUUUUCUAAAGUUUUGUGAUUAGUGCAUGUUUGAAGAGAGAGUUAUUUAAACACUACUGGUUGGCAAGAUGAUGAGAAUUGCUUUUUUUUUUUGCGUUUGAGUAAAUGUUUUUCAUUUGUGUCUGUUUUGUUUUGUUUGCGUUUCCUAUGGUUGUAAAUCUGUACGAUGUCAGAGGCAGUAAGAGAACAACAACAUGCUAAUGCUAUUAGCCAUCCUGCAGAGAUUUCAAGUUGUAUGUUACUUUUAUAUUUCUUACAUGCUUACAUCAUCAGCUCAGUCUUAGCCUUCUCAUUCUGAAGAAUAAAGUUUGUGUCCGUAUCUUCGCUUGGCAACUUUUUUUGUUACAUGAUUUGUAAUUUAAAAAUAAAUUGUGUAAUUUCAUCAUCCUAAAAUGAUCAA
Trematomus bernacchii (emerald rockcod) is the source of this 2908-nucleotide messenger RNA. RefSeq names its product E3 ubiquitin-protein ligase rnf146-like. Gene Ontology annotation, cellular component: cytoplasm; nucleus. The transcript has 3 exons. Bases 220 to 1368 code for a protein of 382 amino acids. Gene Ontology annotation, biological process: Wnt signaling pathway; ubiquitin-dependent protein catabolic process. The record is from RefSeq and is a predicted model, not a curated record. NCBI's taxonomy places the organism in Eukaryota, Metazoa, Chordata, Actinopteri, Perciformes, Nototheniidae. Gene Ontology annotation, molecular function: poly-ADP-D-ribose binding; ubiquitin protein ligase activity; zinc ion binding.